AUGCCGGAACCCAUAGCAGCCGAGCCUCAACUCUUCACACCAUUAUGUGAAUUGGGACAACUCUUAGCCAGCUAUGGCUACGUGCCAAGAGCUACGUUCCGUCCUGCAAAUCGAAGCUAUCCUUCUGGUGCAAAUGGCUACCCUAUGCAUGCCAAUGGAGCAAUACCGCAUGCGUCUGGAAUCAACGGCACUGUUCCGUCCACGUCUCAAUAUGGAGGAAUGGAACGAAGACCCUAUCGUGAUCAGAAUUCGAGAGGCGGUCGUGGCUCAGGCACCGGUGGUGGCCCUCGCCGUGGAAAUGGCGAACGCAAUUAUCAUCAAGGUGGUCGUCGUAAUGGUGGAGCGAAUGGCUCGUACCAAGAUGGUAGACGUCGAAGUGAUUACUGUAACGGUGGAACUGGGACAGGAACAAAUAACAAUAAUAACGGACCUGCGUUAAGUGUUUCCACAGGGAAUCUGGCUAGCGCUGCUGCCAUGGCGGGCCGCGAUAGUUUCCGUCGUGAACGGAAUGCCGAUGGCGAACAUUUAUCUACGAAUGACACAUCGAAUACUUCGUCUGGUAAAGGUCGACGCUGGGAAGCGGAUAGUGAGAAUGGAAGUGAUGGACAGCUGAGAGGAAGGUAG
This is a messenger RNA of Cylicocyclus nassatus, 624 nucleotides long. The record is from the annotation of a GenBank genome assembly. NCBI's taxonomy places the organism in Eukaryota, Metazoa, Nematoda, Chromadorea, Rhabditida, Strongylidae.